AUGACAAAGAAGGAUAUUCUUUACGAUACAGUACUUGCUCGUAGUUUUAGCAAAACUGAUCAGAAGAGACUUUGCUGUGGAGCUUUCAUUGCCUCUCUUCUCUUGGUCCUCACUCUUUGCACUGUCGUUAAACCUUAUCUCAGCCCUUUACCAAUCGUGGAGUUACAGUUAUCAGUUGGCACUGGUCUAAGGAUGCUGAGUAUAACAGAAUUAACUACCAACACUACAAUCUCCAAAGAAGAAGUUAUUUCAGAGUGCAAUAAAAUGGAGAAACCUAUCUGUCACUGUAACACACUAGGAAGCAAAGAGUUUUGCGAUGUAAGCGGCGACGUAAGAAUCCAUGGUAAAUCCGCAACUGUUCUUGCGGCGGUCACGUUUGCGUUUUCCGGGAAUUCCACGUGGUAUAUGAGACCUUAUGCGAGAAAAGACCAAGUUCCUGCCAUGAAACGCGUGAGAGAAUGGACGGUGAAAUUAGUACAAAACGCUAGUUUAUCACGCUGCGUUAGGAAUCACAGCGUUCCGGCGAUUCUUUUCUCUCUCGGAGGCUUCUCGUUGAACAAUUUCCAUGAUUUCACGGACAUCGUGAUUCCUCUGUACACGACGGCGCGUAGAUUCAGCGGUGAAGUUCAGUUCCUCGUGACGAACAAGAAUCUUUUGUGGAUCAACAAAUUUAAGGAAUUAGUGAGGAAACUCUCUAAUUACGAAGUGAUUUACAUCGACGAAGAAGACGAAACGCAUUGUUUCAGCAGCGUCAUCGUUGGUCUCAAUCGCCACCGUGAUUAUGACAAAGAGCUAACGACUGAUCCUUCGAAUUCGGAGUAUUCAAUGUCCGAUUUCCGGAAAUUCCUCAGAGACACAUACUCAUUGAGAAACUCCGCCGUGACUACGAGGCGGAAGCCACGGAUUCUGAUUUUGUCUAGGAGCAGAUCGCGAGCGUUUGUGAACGCGGGUGAAAUCGCUAGAGCGGCGAGACAAAUCGGAUUUAAAGUCGUGGUGGCGGAAGCAAACACGGAAAUCGCGAGUUUCGCAAUAACUGUGAACUCCUGUGACGUGAUGCUCGGCGUUCACGGCGCGGGGAUGACGAACAUGGUGUUCUUACCUGAUAACGCGAUCGUGAUUCAGAUUCUUCCGAUCGGUGGAUUCGAGUGGCUUGCAAAGAUGGAUUUCGAGUAUCCGUCGAAGGGCAUGAAUCUGAGGUAUUUGGAGUACAAGAUCACGGCGGAGGAGAGCACACUGGUGAAGCAGUACGGACGCGAUCACGAGUUCGUUAGAGAUCCAUUGGCCGUUGCAAAACGCGGGUGGGGAACUUUCAAGUCGGUUUAUUUGGUACAGCAGAACGUUAGCGUUGAUAUAAACCGGUUCAAGCUGGUUCUUGUCAAAGCUCUUGAGCUAUUGCAUAAUCAGUCAGUGUAA
Molecule: messenger RNA, 1413 nt
Organism: Arabidopsis thaliana (thale cress)
Lineage: Eukaryota; Viridiplantae; Streptophyta; Magnoliopsida; Brassicales; Brassicaceae
Product: Glycosyltransferase family 61 protein
Exons: 3
Coding region: 1-1413 (470 amino acids)
Cellular component (GO): Golgi membrane
Molecular function (GO): pentosyltransferase activity; glycosyltransferase activity
Source: RefSeq, marked reviewed